GUGUCCGUGGUGGGGCAGCAUUGACAGCUCGUCUCCUGUGCAUUGCCUGGACCCCCCGCUCGCGUAUUGGAAGCGAAGCCGGAGCUGUUGGGUGGCCCGUGGACGCGUCUCAGGUGACGCCUGUGGAUAGGAGCCCGUGUGUAGUCUAUGGGAUAGGGGCCCGUGUGUAGUCUAUGGGAUAGGGGCCCGUGUGUGGUCUAUGGGAUAGGCGCCCGUGUGUAGUCUAUGGGAUAGGGGCCCGUGUGUGGUCUAUGGGAUAGGAGCCCGUGUGUGGUCUAUGGGAUAGGGGCCCGUGUGUAGUCUAUGGGAUAGGGGCCCGUGUGUGGUCUAUGGGAUAGGCGCCCGUGUGUAGUCUAUGGGAUAGGGGCCCGUGUGUAGUCUAUGGGAUAGGAGCCCGUGUGUGGUCUAUGGGAUAGGCGCCCGUGUGUAGUCUAUGGGAUAGGGGCCCGUGUGUGGUCUAUGGGAUAGGGGCCCGUGUGUAGUCUAUGGGAUAGGGGCCCGUGUGUGGUCUAUGGUAUAGGGGCCCGUGUGUAGUCUAUGGUGUAGGGGCCCGUGUGUAGUCUAUGGUAUAGGGGCCCGUGUGUGGUCUAUGGGAUAGGGGCCCGUGUGUGGUCUAUGGGAUAGGGGCCCGUGUGUGGUCUAUGGUGUAGGGGCCCGUGAGUGGUCUAUGGGAUAGGGGCCCGUGUGUGGUCUAUGGUAUAGGGGCCCGUGUGUGGUCUAUGGGAUAGGGGCCCGUGUGUGGUCUAUGGUGUAGGGGCCCGUGAGUGGUCUAUGGGAUAGGGGCCCGUGUGUGGUCUAUGGUAUAGGGGCCCGUGUGUGGUCUAUGGGACAGGGGCCCGUGAGUGGUCUAUGGGAUAGGGGCCCGUGUGUGGUCUAUGGGAUAGGGGCCCGUGUGUGGUCUAUGGGAUAGGAGCCCGUGAGUGGUCUAUGGGUCCGCCUAUCCCCAGGAUGGGAUGGGAGCACACAAAAGCACAAGGUCUUCUCAGGCACCGUCAUGCCCUCUCCCUUCUCUAGGCUUGCUAAAAGUGAACCUCUCUGAAGCAAUAUCUGCACCGGUUUUAAAAAUUCAGGUUGGCCUGCCUGCGAUUUAACCAGGCUGAAUUAAGGAGUUCACAGCUCCUUGAAGGAUCUGGACACGUUCCUAUCGGUGAGCUCCUCCGGCAGGAGAGGAUGCGUCGGCUGGGUCACGGCGCCCGCAUGCCCAGCCAACGCGUGUCCACGCAGCUUCUGUUUGGCCGGAUGGAGGGAGAUAAACGGGCGCGGCACGGGCUGGUGAAGAUAUGGGCUGAUGCGGUAUUGGAGGCUGUGGAGCUCAGUGAAUUUGCUGAAGACCGGUACGAGUGGUACAAAGAUCGACCUCUGUGGAGAAUGAUCGUGAAGGAUGCUGCUUGGCAGUUGGAGGCAAUUGCCCUCCUUCAACAACAGAGGGCAGAGGAGCGAUACUCACAACGAGUUGAAGAGCCUGGUGGAUAAAACGCAGCAAGUUGGCAUAGCAGGGACUACAGGGCAGAGUCUGACUUGCAAGUCCACCACGAUCAGCAACACGAUCACCCCGACACCACUGCUGCCCGAGUCCCAAGUUGACUGCUCCCCGAGCCGCUGCUGCUACACACGGGACAAUGUUCCUGCAUGGGUGAGACCAGUUGUAAGGAAAGUGGCUCGGGAAUUGGACCGUUUUUUCCCAAAUCCUUUUGCCGAGGAAAUUCGAGGUUUAUCUUCUCUCCUGUCGAUCGACCUGGGUGACAUGGUCAUACUUAAUAUCUUCAAUGAAUUCAAAAUGUUCUGCACGAGUAUAGUCGCUCAGGACACUGCUGGGAAUAUUUACCACGCACGCAACCUCGACUACCUCUACACAGAUUUCCUGCGGAAUAUCAGCGUGGACAUCGACUUCACUCGUGACGGAAAGGUUUCUUUUACAGGGACUACAUUUGUUGGCAACGUUGGAGUGGCAAAUGGCCAGCGACCUGAAAAGUUCACGCUGUCUAUCGAUGCAAGAGACGGUGGUUCAUGGUGGGAGAGUGCGAUCGAGGCUCUGCUGGGACGUGGCCACGUCGUCACAUGGCUCGUGCGCAACACUCUGUCCACAGCCACAGACUUCAAGUCUGCUGUGGUGGCUCUGUCCCACCCCCCUCUCAUCUCAAACACGUACUUCAUCGUGGGAGGUGUAAAUCCCGGUGAGGGGGCUGUCAUCACCCGUCGCAGAGAGGCUGCCGUGGAUACUUGGUUCCUGCAGCCCCACCAGGGCAUAUGGUACCUCGUGGAGACGAACUACGAUCAUUGGAAGGCUCCUCCUGCACGCGAUGAUCGACGGACUCCUGCCAUGAAAGCUCUCAACAGUACCGGCCAAGCCAACAUCAACCUCCACUCACUCCUCAAGGUGCUGUCUGUGAAACCAAUUCUCAAUAACUUGACGGUGUACACCACGGUGAUGUCUGCUGCGCAGCCCCAGCGGUACCGCUCGAUAAAGCAGAUGACCCCAUGAAGUCGCUGGCAGCCGCUGCACAAGACGGCCACGGCGAUGCAGCUCGAUGAUGGGGGAGGAGAAGAGAGGCUCUCCGCGACUGCAGGGACGGCGAAGGAGGGAACGUAUCAAAUGAAAGAUGUUUUUCGUUGUCGCAGGAGACGCGUGGUGACUAUGGUAUUGUUGGUGGAGGCUUGAGCAGAGUAAUUGAGGCUUGGGGUUCUGGGUGGAUGGUUAAAAACAGGCAAUUUAUAACAAUAAGCGACAGCAGAGAGUAUUAUAUUUGCUAAUGUUCACAUGAGUGCGUGUUCCAGAGUCUACGCGCAGCUUCUUGGUGACAGUGAAUUACGAAUUGCCUCCUGGCGAAAUCGUAGUAAUAAUCAUGUUUACACAAUGUGGCAGUUAAAUAAAUACAACUGGCUAAUUCUUUUAUAAUUCUAUUAGGGUUGACAAAUCUAAAACAUUGCACUGGUUUUAUUCAACUGUGAACUGAUUAUGAUUGCUUUUGAAUAAAUUAGAAUUAUUUUCUCUCUA
Molecule: messenger RNA, 2995 nt
Organism: Petromyzon marinus (sea lamprey)
Lineage: Eukaryota; Metazoa; Chordata; Hyperoartia; Petromyzontiformes; Petromyzontidae
Gene: NAAA
Product: N-acylethanolamine acid amidase
Biological process (GO): fatty acid metabolic process
Cellular component (GO): lysosome
Molecular function (GO): fatty acid amide hydrolase activity
Source: RefSeq, a predicted model, not a curated record